UCCAAGAGAAGAAGGAAAUGAUAUGUUAGCUGCUGGAAUCACAACAGACAUGAAGGGGGACUGAAUGUUUUCUCUGCAAAGCUCAUGAACCCUUACAUGCAUUAGACGUGCGUUGGCGUCCUCCAGGUUCUCUACGAUGCUGUAGUCCAAUUUUAACCUGGUGAAAAUGGACUGCGCGGUGUUUACUGAGCAAAACACAGAAAGAAGUGUCUGUAUCGUUGGAUCGGAACUAGUGGAGAACUACACGGUUUACGUAAUCGAGGUGAAGGUUGGGGACCAUCGGUGGACCAUAAAGCACCGAUACAGUGACUUCCAUGAACUGCAUGAAAAGCUCAUUUCGGAGAAGAAGAUCGACAAACAUCUGUUGCCUCCAAAGAAGAUCAUUGGUAAAAAUUCUAAAACCCUUGUGGAAAAGAGGCAGAAGGAGCUGGAGGUGUAUUUGCAAACUCUGCUCAGCCGAUUCCCUGUUGCUGUACCAAAAGUUUUAUCCACCUUUCUACACUUCCAGUUCUAUGAAAUUAAUGGCAUUGCUGCUACACUGGCAGAAGAUCUGUUCCACAAAGGUGAACAGCUGUUAGCUGCUGGCGAAGUUUUUCUCCUGAGUCCACUGCAGCUCUAUGCCAUCACCCAACAGCUGAAGCUGGCCAAACCCACCUGCGCCAAUGGAGAUGCCAAGGCCGAUCUGGGCCACAUACUGGACUUUGCCUGCAGACUCAAAUAUCUCAAGAUCCCUGGUACUAUAGGAGUUGUGGGCCCCAGCAAUAUUGAGGAACACAGUCUACAGUUUGACCUCUCUGUCUUUAAAUCGGUGCUCCAGAUCGAGAUAAAUGACUGCAGUUCAGGACAAAUCAUGGGACUCCCUGCAUUAAAGCCGACCCUGGCUACACUCAGUGUUCAUCGUUCAGCUGCGUCCAUGAAGGAAAUUUUAGUUCCUGAAGCUGCUGAGUUUGCCCAUUGGGAGCCCGAAGGCGUGGACAUCGACUGUGCGGUGACGGCAGUUAUCCCAACCUGGAAGAUACUCACCACCCUGGACAUGAGCCACAAUAACAUCUGCUGCAUCGAUGAGUCUGUGAAAUUAAUUCCUUCAGUCGAAUUUCUUGAUCUCGGGCACAAUUUCCUGUCCGUGGUGGAAAAUCUCCAGUAUCUAUACAAUCUAGUGCACCUGGACCUGUCUUAUAACAAGCUUACUGUUCUUGAGGGUGUUCACACUAAACUGGGAAACAUCAAGACCCUGAAUUUAGCUGGAAAUCAGAUUGAAACCAUUUCUGGUCUCAGUAAACUUUACUGUCUUGUUAAUCUGGACUUGAGCAGUAACAAAUUAGCACAGUUGGAUGAAAUAAAGCACAUUGGAAUGUUGCCCUGUUUGGAAAAACUCUCCAUUGCUAGCAACCCCAUGUGCAUCAUUCCUGACUAUAGAACCAAAGUUCUGGCCCAAUUCUGUGACCGAGCAUCAGAGGUUUGCUUAGAUGGCACAGUAACCACUGAAAAGGAGCUGGACACCGUCGAAGUGCUGAAAGCCAUUCAGAAAGCCAAAGAAGCGAAAGACAGAAUGGCGAACAGAGAAAAAAAAAUUAGUGAUGUGCCCAGACUGACUGAUGCAGGGCUAAAUCCCUCAUCCUCCAGCUCAGUCACUGCCCCACAGUCUUCCUCUUCUUCUUCUUCAUCUUCUUCUUCUUCUUCUUCUUCUUCUCCACUCCACUGUGCCAGCUCCAGCCAAGAAAUAGCCUGCAAAGAUGACGCCUUUCUUACCAAAGAGAUAUUGACUCAUGUGGAUUCUACACUUACCCAACGAUGCUGUAAUAACUACCCCACAACCUGUGAGCUUGUACCUCAGGUUAAAACUCAACUUACUACCUGUUCAUCAUCAGAGAUCAAUUCUGAGCAGAGGCAUGAAAGUUUUGGCUGCUUUUACUGUCAAGAAAACUAUGAAUCAUGCACCAACAGAUGCUCCACACCAGUACUACCCCUCUGUUAUUUGUCCUACACCACCACCAAUUUGGACUUUAUCACUCGACUUUCCAAUUUGAUCUGUCAAACAGAUAUGCAGAGUAAAACAUCCACCGAAUGCAAGACCUCUACUGUGGAUGUGACUGAGCAGGGCAGCCCUGACUCUGGGGGCAGUUACUUUGAGAUGGGUCCAGAUCACGACGAUGAGAUCAUGGGCUGCUCUUCCUCCUCCACACUUCAGGACAAUGAAUCUGAGAAUGUUGAUAGCUCAAAUGUUCAAAUUAAUCUGAUAGUCUGGACUCACUGCAUCACUGUUGGCCAAGAUGGAGGUUUAAAUCAGAUGCCGUGCUGUUUGGCUGCAACGGAUAAAGCAUUGGUGGUUUUUCAGACAUGGUCUACAGAGACUCCACAUAAUUUGGAGGAGCUAAUGGACUGCAUUAAAGUUACACUGAAGCUGCCAUAUUCAGACAUGGAGGCAUUUUGGUUUGACAUUCCAGACACUUGCAUUUCCUUAAGUAUGAAGUCCAGUGCCACACGAUGGUACUUCUUCUCAGAUGGACAAAAUCUGAAAGAGAUCCACUCUCAUGUGAACUUGCUUCUAGAUAGAACAAAAAGUGAACAUAUCUGUGGACAGUCUCGUGUCCAGGCAUUUAUUCAGCAGUUUCUAAAUUCUUGGGAAAUUGAAGACAACGAUGGUGGAGUGAAAAGUGGAUACAUAGCUCACGUUCUGGACCAUGCCUCAUUGGCUCAAAGAAGUCAAAACAGUUCUGUUCCUUCUGAUAUUUUAUCUCUAUUCUAUGAAAGCCAGACCUCCAUCCCAUUACUUCUGUUCCUCACAACACGACAUCUCUGUGUACUCAAGGUUGAUUUUGUAGCCAUGUCAUCAAAACCCAAUGGAAAUUGCAUACGAUCUUGCACCAAAUUAACCAGAAUUCCACUUGCAUCUACAUUGCUGAACCCCAAGCAAAGUCAAACCGGUCAAAGCUGUUCAGUCAACCAUCGAUUUUGUCAUGGCCAUGUUUUAGAGCUUAUGGCCGGCCAUGAGCACCUAGCUGCCAUUUUCACUCUUCCUCAUGACAAGUUUCUAUUUCUGAAGCAGUUUGCUCAGUUUCGUGCCAGCCUUCAAGACAUCAAGACCAUCGCAUUGCUACAGAAGAGUAAACGCCACCGGAGAGUGAACAGCACAACGCCUAGCAAAGCUACCCAGGAAAAGAGGGUUUCUCAGGACACGAAGAAACCCCAUUUAACUCUGUCUCUGCUCAACCCUGGAGACUCACUUAUCCAGCAGCUCACAGAUGAAAACCAGUGUCCGUCCCACCUCUCUCUGUCUCCAGCUCUACGUCACCUCUCUUUACUGAGAGGCGAGGAGGUUAUAAUCUUCUUCCAUGACAACAUCGCAGAGGUAGAGAAUGAAGAGCUGAAGCACAUCCUGUGGACAUCUGUGCUCUUCUACAAAUCCCCUGAUGUGGAGGUGACUGCCUGCAUUAUGCUGUCCACCAAAGCUGUUUAUUUUAUCCUGGAUGAUGUUGCGUCCACACUCAGUGAUCAAGCUUUGAUGUGGAGCUGGCACCCGUCAGACCACAAGGACACAGAUUUCCUCAUCUCUUUUUGCUUUGCUAUGAAGCUGAACGAGCUGCAGAGUGUGAACGUCGGACUGUUUGACCAGUACUUCAGAGUGGUAGGGCCCUCUCCGGAGCACAUCAUCUCAUGCCUGACCAGAGACAGCUACAGCACACACCACUUUCUCCAGCAGCUGAUGAGUGUGUUGUCUUUACUGGAGACGGCGCCCUCCCCAGAGCCCUCAGACCAAGACUUCUACACACAGUUUGGCAAGAAGAGCACAGGCAAAAUGGAGAACUACGAGCUGGUGCACUCAAGCAGGGUGAAGUUUAUCUACCCGAGUGAGGAGGAGAUUGGUGACUUGACCUUCAUUGCAGCAGAGAGGAAGGGCCCUCAGGGACAUCCGCACUCGUUUAACGUUCUCUUUUACGCCCUGGUGUUCCAGGUGCAGAGCGGUUUGUGUGAGAGGGCCAAACUACAGCCGAAAAGCCUCGUUCUGAGUAGCACACAUGUCUUCCUACUGGACGAGGACUACAUCAGCUACCCAUUGCCCCAGUUUGCCAAAGAGCCGCCUCAGAGGGACAAGUACAGACUCACAGACGCUCGCAGGAUACGAGACCUGGACCGUGUGCUCAUGGGAUACCAACCAUACCCCCAGGCACUCACAUUGGUCUUUGACGAUGUUCCUGGUCCUGAUCUGCUGUGCCAUCUUACCAUGGACCAUUUCUCAGAUGAGAAGGAGCGUAAGCGGAUGCAGGGUGGUGAUGGAGCUGAGAGCGAAGUGCAGUGGUGUAUUUUUGUGCCCGGAGCAGACAGCAGGGAGAGACUGAUCUCACUCUUGGCUCGACAGUGGGAAACGCUGUGCAGCCGGGAACUUCCGCUAGAGCUCACAGGCUAACAGAGACCAAAAGGUUACAGAAAAUUAAGUCUAGAAAGACUUAAAGCCGUAAAAGUCGUAAAAGGUGAUUGGGCUAGUUUCCAGCUUCAGUUUUGGUCUCAGCUUUAGUUUUCUUUCUGAAGUCUUUAGGCCAGUUUGUAGUAUAAAAAAUGAAUGAUAAUGACAGUAUCGGUUAACAGAGUUGUUUCUGGAAAAUUAAUUUAUAGCAGCAUUAUUAAUAUCCAAAUGUAUACACGGAUACAAAUUCUGUUUUAUUCCAGAGACUGGAGCCUAAAAUUCCGUAUCAUUUAUAGGUCCUGCUUAGUCAGACAACUGAUAAGGAACUGUAGCAGACAUUGCAUUUCGGAUAUACUUCAUUAACUCACUGGUUGGGAUUGCUUCUUUGUGCCUGGAUGCCCCCAUUAUUGGUCUCCUGAGACUUGAGUCAAACUACCUAGACAAACUGCCUAAAAAGAUUGUAUUAACUAACAUUAAGCACAUUUCCGACAAUCUGAGCACGCACCCCCCCCCCCCCGCCCGCCCGCCAGAUUUUCUCAAUCUGUUUACUAGACCUGCAAAUUAAGCUGAACCAGUAAACCUUCAAAAGGAAAACUAAAGCUUAAGAAAAGCUGAAGCUAAACAUUGGAUAUGGUUAUCAUCAUGUAGGACAGAGGAAGGAAAGAAAAAUCCUCCCAGAUUACACACCAGAUUACACACACACACACACACACACACAAACACUUUGUAAAAGUCAUACUGAACUCUUUCAACACAAAGCAUCAUGGGAAUUUGUGCAGAAUCCACAAGAGUGUAAUACUUUCUUUUAUCAGGCUUCGUACUUUGCUCUUCUUCUCCCCUUCGCUUUUAUCUUAUUUAUCUGCUGCUGUGUAAAAUCUACCAAGUGUAAAUAACUGAAGAGAACUGUGUUAUUAAAUGUUGUAUUUUAUUAGAAGUGGCAUAAAAUGUCAGUUCCUAGCUGAUUUUAAUUACUGAAUGGAUUCAUAUGUUUGUUUUUAAAGUAUUUUGGCUUACUGAGCAGUUAUUUUGGAUUGUACAGGUUCUUUACUGUGCUUUACUCAAAUAGAAAUGUUUACAGGAUGUCACAUGUCAGUGGAUUUGAUUUUAUGCCAUUUGCCUUGGACAUUAGGAACCCAGCAUGCACUUUUAAUUUUUUUUAAAUAAAUAAAUGUGUUUAAUGCAAA
Molecule: messenger RNA, 5586 nt
Organism: Tachysurus fulvidraco (yellow catfish)
Lineage: Eukaryota; Metazoa; Chordata; Actinopteri; Siluriformes; Bagridae
Gene: nisch
Product: nischarin
Exons: 21
Coding region: 167-4405 (1412 amino acids)
Cellular component (GO): cytoplasm
Molecular function (GO): phosphatidylinositol binding; protein kinase binding; integrin binding
Source: RefSeq, a predicted model, not a curated record